AUGAAAAGACAGGCUCCCCUUCAAACCUGUCCUCCAUUGAUGGUGACGAGUGGAACAGUCAACUAUAUGCAGGCGAAUCCAAAUGAGCUAUACUCACAAGGAACAACAGCCACUCUUUCGUGUCCAACCGGCUCAGUGACUGGUGCGAUGACGACCACGUGCACCAGUGGAACAUGGCAACCACCAAUUGGCUCUUGUGGAGGUGCAAUUGGUGUCUCGAAUCCCCUCGGAAUCGGCAGUUUCUCCCCAUCACCAUCGGUUCCAAUGGGACUCGGCACAUCCCCAUUGGGCGUACCCGGAUCAACGGGCACUACUGGCGCUCUCCAAUGUUUGGACAUGUUGACGCCGAUGAAUGGACAGAUUAAAUACGGUGAAACCGGCCUUCAUCCGAGUGGCUCACGAGCAACACUGUCUUGUUCUCCCGGAUAUAUGGCACAAGGUCAAAACGAAGCCACCUGCACAAACGGUGUCUGGGUUCCGGCGGCAAUGGGAAUGUGCUCAAUGAGCUCCUCCGGAAUGACACCAAUAAUCCCGCCAUCGGCAGCAAUGGCA
Mesorhabditis belari is the source of this 552-nucleotide messenger RNA. The record is from the annotation of a GenBank genome assembly. NCBI's taxonomy places the organism in Eukaryota, Metazoa, Nematoda, Chromadorea, Rhabditida, Rhabditidae.